CGAGCAACGGCAUCAUUGAGUGGGAAUCUUCUAUCAGACAGAAGCUACAGUGGCGGCUUAUCACUGCGUUCGAAAAUCGGAUAGUUUCCUAAAUAUAGGAAACACUUUUCGUGACAUGUUUUACCUUACGUGUUGUUCGGUUCGCUGAAAAAUUUGGGGUGGUUAUCAGAAAAAUAGAAAGAAUAUUGUGUGAAAUGUCUCGCCCGGUAGGCCCACUUAAUGGUCCGCCAAAACCCGCAGUAGUGAGCUCCCAGGAGUUCAUAGUUAGAAUUCCGAAAGCCACCAAACGGAGACAUCAUGUUAUGCGCUUCAUGCAGAGUCGGAACCAAACCCCAUUGGAAUGGAGCCAAGUCCGCAUGGAGCGCGAAAACAAUCUUAAAGAAUAUCGCACGGAGUCGGAUGAACUCCCCAAAUAUGGAGCAGGCUCUGAAUAUGGGCGUGAACUAAAAGAUGAAGCUAGGCGCAAGAAAUUCGGAAUAGUUCGCAAAAAAUACAAUCCAGAUGACCAGCCAUGGCACCUUCGGGUUGGCGGAAAGCAAGGGAAGAAAUUUAAAGGGAUCCGUGAAGGUGGAGUAAUGGAAAACGCGUCGUACUACGUCUUUUCUAAAGCACCCGAUGGCGUUUUCGAAGCAUACCCAGUAGAUGAAUGGUACAAUUUCACUCCUAUACAGCGAUACAAGGCUUUGACUGCCGAAGAGGCCGAGGACGCGUAUAGCCAGAGAGACAAAAUCAUCAACCAUUUCGCUAUCAUGGUCAAAAAGCGAUUGGCUGAAGCGCAAGGAACAACCUUCGAGGAAGAUAAGGACGGGGCCUCUACCAAGGAACCAGGAUCUUCUUCCAAGAAGAGUCGCGAGAGCCUCAAACUGACGGACAUGGACGACUGGCAUGGUGACUCUGACUUCUCCGGCGCUGAGUCCGGUGGCGACAAUGCAGAAGAAGAAGCUGCUAAAAAAAAGAAAAAACGAAAAGACCAGAAAAAGAAGGACAAAAAAUCUCAAGAAAGCGAUUCGUCCGCUCAGGAAGAGUCCGAUGAAGGAGAUUUCGACGGUAGAGAAGUGAGCUACAUGACUUCGGGAAGUGAGUCAUCCGGAGAUGAACCCGAAGAUGAGAAAGUCAACAAACAACUGAAAGGAGUGGAAGACGAAGAUGCUCUUCGACAGUUAGUACUCUCUGAUGAAGACGACGAUGAAGAUGAUGAGAACAAAAAGGACGAAGACGACGAAAAUAAAAAUGAAGAAGACGGUGACAAGACUGGUGAUGGAAAAGGAAAAGAUGGCAAAAAAAGUUCAGGCGGGGACAAAGAUUCCGGAGGCAAGGGUGGUAGUGACCGUGGAGCCAAUAAAAAUUCGGCUGGAGGUGGUAAAAGUUCGGACGAAAGCUCGUCAGAAAAUUCCGAUUCGGAUCUUGACGACUCACGGUUACUAGGAAGCAGCGCUGUUUUUAUGCAGGGAAAACGCAAAGACGGAGGCUCGCGUUCAGGAACGCCUACUAAAGAUGUCAUUAACGGAACAAACGGGAUUUUGAAAAAAGUGAAAGCUCCCGGGGGAUCUAUCAAGCGCAAGAAAGAAGAAACACCUACAAAGGAAGGACAGGGUACAUCUACGCAAGGACCGUCGCAGCAUGGGACUCAGCAGUCACAUUUACCAAGUGCCGGCUUGGAGCAAGCAACGAAGAAGCCAAAAAUCGAACUGAACCUCGGAAUCAACCUUAAUAACGGUGGCAGCAGUAGCAGCAGCAACAACAGUUCAACGGUUGCUACUGUAGGCCCCUCAGGGUCUCGUGGAGGGGUUGACAACACUCCGCUGGCGCAGGUCGAAGGAAUUAACGAAGAGGCCGUGCGAAGGUAUCUCAUGCGAAAGCCGAUGACCACAACGGAGCUUCUGCAGAAGUUCAAAUCAAAGAAAACUGGCCUCACCUCAGAUCAGUUGGUCAACCUAAUUGCCCAAAUUCUUAAGCGCUUGAAUCCGGAGAAGCAGAAAAUCAAAGACAAACUUUACCUAUCCAUCAGGCAAUAAGUUAAUGAGCAAGCCAUCAUUUUCCACCCGUAUUAAUUUCUGUCUUUAUUUGGAUGCUAUUGCCACUUCUUGAGCCCUAGACGUAUAGUUUUCGGUACUUGAUUUUUUUAUGCAUUUACGUCAUUAUUCCACAACAUCAUCAAUCAAUGUUGCUUCGUUGGAUCAAACCAGAGCUUCGUGGACUAUUACAUAAAAAUUAAAUCGAUAAAAACAUUUCUAUUAUUUGUUGGUAUGGACUGCAAGACAGCCUGUGGUACAAUGUAUUUGGAACCUGCCAUGGUCGAUUCCGCAGGUACGGACUGUCACGUCUAAACCAGACGUAUAUACCAAAAAAAUCUCUUUCCAGACAAUAGAUAAUAAAAAUAUACACGUAAGCGCUAUUUGUUCUGGAACAAAUAAAGCUGUGUAAAAAUGCGUGUCAGAACGUC
Messenger RNA from Varroa destructor (honeybee mite), 2443 nucleotides. RefSeq names its product general transcription factor IIF subunit 1-like. Gene Ontology annotation, molecular function: RNA polymerase II general transcription initiation factor activity; TFIIF-class transcription factor complex binding; DNA binding. Gene Ontology annotation, cellular component: transcription factor TFIIF complex; nucleus. The record is from RefSeq and is a predicted model, not a curated record. Lineage: Eukaryota; Metazoa; Arthropoda; Arachnida; Mesostigmata; Varroidae. Gene Ontology annotation, biological process: transcription initiation at RNA polymerase II promoter; positive regulation of transcription elongation by RNA polymerase II.